AUGGAUAAUAAAAUCGUUUACAAGACACGAGUGGUAUUCAAAGUGAUGGACUUUGCCAAUGAAUUGGACACCAAUUGGACGGUUAUGAAGUAUAUUGAUAGCAAUAAGUUUAUGAUUGGAUCAAUGGAUGAAUGGUAUUGUAGUAUUAGACUUGAAAAUGAAUCGUUUGGUUUGUAUUUAGAUUUGUCUGUUGGUAGUCAACUACCAAUUGAAACACAAUACUGGAUGUCUAUUAUUGAUAACAAUAACCAAUUGUUUGUCAGAAAAAAAGUUGACCACAUAUUUGAUGAAAUAGAGGGCUGGGGUUUCGCAACAUUUAUCAGAAAACAACUAUUAGUCGAUAAUAAAGAUAUACUAUUGACUGAUAGUAUACUUACCAUUGGUAUCGACAUAACGAUUCAGAAGACUAACAAUUGUCACAAAAUCUGUGGCCUAAAUCCCAGUCGUUUCGAACAAUUGUUUCGUAUCGAAGAACUAACCGAUUGUCGACUGAUUGUCGGCAAUAAAGACAAGAAAGAGUUUUUAGUAUCAAAAUUACUGCUCAGUUUGAGAUCAGAGGUCUUCGAGAAGAUGUUUACCACUGAUUGUAUUGAAAAGAAUAACAACGAAGUGGUCAUCGAUGACAUUGAAAGCGAUGUUUUCGAUCAGUUUCUGAAUUAUCUCUACACUGGAAAGUGUAACAAAUUGGAUGAAAUGAUUGAUAAGUUGCUAUACGUUGCCGACAAAUAUAUGGUAUCGUCGCUGAAGACUAUUUGUUUGAAUUUGAUUUAUUUGCAAAUCAAUGGUAGAAAUGCUUUGCAAACACUGAAACUGUUUCAAGACUUUGGCGCCGAUAGAGAACUGAUGAAAAAAGUUAGCGAAUCUAUUGCCGAAAAUAUUACUUCAGUUGUCUGUCAAGAGUUUACCAAACAUUAUGCCAUUGAUUCAGAAAAUAUGUCAUCAAUUGUCAGUCAUUUGGGAAAUCAAUUGACUAAACCUAAGACUAAACUAAUAUAA
Oppia nitens is the source of this 996-nucleotide messenger RNA. RefSeq names its product speckle-type POZ protein B-like. Gene Ontology annotation, molecular function: ubiquitin protein ligase binding. Gene Ontology annotation, biological process: proteasome-mediated ubiquitin-dependent protein catabolic process; regulation of proteolysis. NCBI's taxonomy places the organism in Eukaryota, Metazoa, Arthropoda, Arachnida, Sarcoptiformes, Oppiidae. Gene Ontology annotation, cellular component: cytoplasm; nucleus. The record is from RefSeq and is a predicted model, not a curated record. The transcript is spliced from 2 exons. Bases 1 to 996 code for a protein of 331 amino acids.